Messenger RNA from Ceratitis capitata (Mediterranean fruit fly), 2258 nucleotides. RefSeq names its product exocyst complex component 8 (gene Exo84). The coding region runs from base 108 to 2153 and encodes 681 amino acids. Gene Ontology annotation, biological process: exocytosis; intracellular protein localization; Golgi to plasma membrane transport. Gene Ontology annotation, cellular component: exocyst. The record is from RefSeq and is a predicted model, not a curated record. The transcript is spliced from 8 exons. Lineage: Eukaryota; Metazoa; Arthropoda; Insecta; Diptera; Tephritidae.
UUUGUAUAAUUUCUUUAUUUGAGGGAGUGCCGAAGCUUCAAAUAUCUUUUUGUUAGGAAUUUAACAAGUAUAUUCGGAAGUCUUAUUUUUUAUUAAAUUUAUGCAAAAUGACGGAGGUAAUGAAAGAUUUCGAUAAGCCUGACUUCAGUGUGGAUAAAUACACAAAGCAAUUGGUAAAAGAAUGUGUUGGUGGUGCAGAUCUCCAGCAGCGCAAGAAAGAAAUUCAAGUUUACAGCGAUCAAACAUCAGCGACGCUAAAAAAGUCUGUGUAUGCCAACUAUAUGCAAUUUAUUGAAACUGCAAAAGAAAUUUCACAUCUUGAGUCAGAAAUGUAUCAACUAUCUCAUAUCCUCAUUGAGCAACGCAAUAUACUCGCAUCACUUAUCGAUGAAAAAUCUCCAGGUAAUGAUCAAAAUAGUGAUGAAGGAGUUGAACAACCCACGCAAGAAGAAGUCGAGAGCAGCCAUGCUACGCGUGCUGUUAAGGAAAUGGUACAAGGAUUCAACGGCAAUUUAGAAGGGAAAACUUUUCUCAAUGAGGGUGCACUCAUCGAAUUGGACACAAAUGACUAUAGACCUAUACAACGUGUGUUUUUCUUUCUGUUUAACGAUGUACUAAUUGUGUGUAAAGUAAAGCAUGACAAACGAUUAGAGUUUCUCACCGAAUAUGACCCAAAAAAGAUUGCAGUAAUCAAUAUUAAGGAUUUGGAUGGGGUACGAAAUGCAAUAAAUAUAAUAACACCUGAUGGUUCGAAAAUUUUUCAGAGUGUUACAGCCGCAGGCAAGACGGAGUGGAUAGAAAAAUUAGAGGUAGCUUUUCGUUUUGACCAACAAAAGAAAGCCAACAAGAAAGGACCCGCACCACAGCCACCCAAAGCCAAACAGUCAUCAAUGCAACAAAAGGAUUCACCAACUGACGGUAAAUCAUUAAUCUCUGAUCUCAGUCCUACCGAAUCAAAUGCUCCGCAGACUGUAGAAAACUAUGGACCAGAGUGGAUAGCCACUGCUGGUGAAGAAAUACAAACCCUUGUUGCCCAAAGGUACUUCGAAGAUGCACAAGCCCUAAUAAAACGUACCCAAGACUAUUUAUCCAAAGACUCGAGUUUUGUUAAUGCAAAGACAAUUGCUGAGAAAGUUAAACUAUUAGAAACACAGCUUACAGAUGUACUGCUACAGGAGCUGUCCAAUUGUCAUUGUCGAAAUUUGCAAGUGACACUACGUGCUUCACGACGUUCGCUAAAGAUACUCGUUGAUAUAGGACGAGCUCGACAAGCUUGUGGUACCCUUCUCAAAGUUGCCACAAUGGCUUUACGUACAGCACAACGUGAAGCUCGUCGCAAUAAUACAGAGAUAUCGGAAUUAUUCUUCUGUGACUUGACGCAGGUGGCAUGUGAAUUUCUCACUGCCUUCGGGACACAACCGGCUUGUGUCAGCGCGCUCGUGGUAUGGUGCAAUGCAGAGUUGCAAUAUUUUGCCAGCCAACUUAUAAAGCAUUAUCUUAAUAAAGGCACGCACUUAGAUGCUGUAGCAAAGUGUAUUGAAGGCAUACGAAAACCAUGUGCAAAGCUUACAGAAAUAGGAUUAGACCUAUCCUACCAUCUUGAAGGCCUUUUGCGCAGCACACUGGAAUCUUUAAUCGAAGAAUCACGCGUACGUUUACUAGAGACAGUUGGCCGGAGUGAAGAUACUUGGCAACCAUAUAAUUUGCAAACCAAAAGCAAUCUAAAACGUUUGCUAUUGGAAUUGGACGCACUUGGCAUUGAUAUGCGUCCACAUACUACAGGCGAUACUUGGAUUAAUCUCACACAAUCCACAGUAAUGUUCACCAGACAUUAUCUGCAAUUGACAGCUCAAUGCGCUACCCUAGCCAAGAGCGAGGUGUUGUGGCCCAGCUUGGAAGUAUUGUUGCGUGAUCUAAUGAUGGCACAACAAGCCAUUAAGCCAAUAGCUGGCUUAAGCGUAGAUCCAAAUUUCGUAUUGAAAAACAAAUUAUUUCUUUUGGAAGAACUACUGACAAUAGCGAUUGAAAAUUUCCGUUGCAUUAGCGGUAGUGAAAAGAAAUGCGACACUCUCUUGGAUUUGCAACGUAAUUUACGUAAACAGAUCGCACCUGUGCCGAAACAACGAAGUGUAUAUCAAACCGAACUGUUUUGAAAUAAAUCACUUAAUUAAUUAAACAUCAUUUGUUAUGAAGAAAUCUAGAGCAUUAAUGCGCAUAUGAAAUAAAAGAUGAAAAACCUUUCCGCGGAAAAAGUAAAC